CAUCGGCGGUGAAAUUUUGAAUUGCCCAGUGCCAGGUGUGAAUCAUCCUCCAAGCUUAUCAUUUAUCAGGAAAAAAAAAGGGUCUCGAUAUUCUGCCCUUCCAUAAAAUAGCAACCCCAAAACAACACUCUCUUUAUAACUUAUGAACAGAAUUUCAUUUAGGGGAAAGGUCUCUAACCUGAAUCAAUUAGCUUUCGGACUUUCUAGAUUUGUUUCUUCAUCAAUUUGGAAUUUCAAUAUGGCUCCUACGAUCUUACAUUUGCGUUCUGAGGACAAGCCCCUCGAGCACCGCUCAGCGCUCACCCCCACCACAACCAAGGCAUUGAUCGACGCUGGCUACGUUGUCAAUGUUGAGAAGAGCCCUGUCCGUAUCUUCGACGACGAGGAAUUCAGCGCUGUGGGUGCUACGCUGGUUCCCACUGGCAGCUGGCGUGAUGCUCCCAAGGAACACAUAAUUGUCGGGCUCAAGGAACUUCCGGAAGAGACCUUCCCCCUUAAGCACGUCCACGUCCAAUUCGCCCACUGCUACAAGGGUCAAGGCGGCUGGGAGACUGUCCUGGCCCGGUUCCCUCGCGGCGGCGGCACCCUUCUCGACCUCGAAUUCCUACAGGAUCCCGCAACAGGGCGUCGAGUCGCAGCAUUCGGUUACCAGGCUGGCUUCAGCGGUAGUGCACUGGCGAUCAAGAACUGGGCCUGGCAACUGACGCACCCGGGCGAGCCCCUGCCGGGCGUCGAGAGCUACCCGAACGAGGAGGCGCUGGUUACGGACAUCAAGAAGGACCUCGAGGCCGGCCAAGCCAAGGCCGGGCGACAGCCCCGCGUCAUCGUCAUCGGUGCUCUAGGCCGAUGCGGUCGCGGCGCUGUUGAUCUGUGCCUCAAGGCGGGUCUGCCCACAGAGCAGAUCCUCAAGUGGGAUAUGGCGGAGACGGCUAAGGGCGGUCCCUUCAAGGAGAUUGCCGAGAGCGAUAUCUUUGUCAAUUGCAUUUACUUGUCAUCUAAGAUUCCCCAUUUCGUCAACCUAGAUUCUCUUAAGGAGCCCGGACGUAAUUUGAGCGUCGUAUGCGAUGUCUCCGCUGACACGACCAACCCCUUUAACCCUGUCCCGAUCUAUACCGUCGCGACAACAUUCAGCAACCCCACAGUACCCGUAGAAGGUCUAGAGAACCCGCCCCUGAGCGUCAUCAGCAUCGACCAUCUGCCAAGUCUUCUCCCCAGGGAGUCUUCAGAGUCUUUCAGCAACGACUUACUACCCUACUUGCUGAAGCUCAACGACUGGCAAAACAACCCGGUGUGGGCCGGCGCUUACAAGCUGUUCCAGGAGAAGGUGGCUACGUUGCCUAAGGAGGCGUUGAAUUAGGGUUAUAAAAAGUCAUGAGCUGGGAUAAGAGACAUGACUGCUGGGAAGAAAAGGUCGGCGUUACUGGAUACCAUGUGUAGACAAAAAGCACAUUAGAAAAGACUCAAUGAUGAUUUCGCAAGAUCCGUGGGUUGCAUGACUAAAAUGAGGA
Molecule: messenger RNA, 1508 nt
Organism: Annulohypoxylon truncatum
Lineage: Eukaryota; Fungi; Ascomycota; Sordariomycetes; Xylariales; Hypoxylaceae
Exons: 3
Coding region: 143-1357 (404 amino acids)
Cellular component (GO): cytoplasm
Molecular function (GO): saccharopine dehydrogenase (NAD+, L-lysine-forming) activity
Source: RefSeq, a predicted model, not a curated record